Messenger RNA from Sugiyamaella lignohabitans, 1989 nucleotides. It is a transcript of the gene TFG1, whose product is annotated as transcription factor IIF subunit TFG1. Gene Ontology annotation, biological process: positive regulation of transcription elongation by RNA polymerase II; transcription initiation at RNA polymerase II promoter. Gene Ontology annotation, cellular component: transcription factor TFIIF complex; nucleus. The record is from RefSeq and is a predicted model, not a curated record. The transcript has a single exon. Lineage: Eukaryota; Fungi; Ascomycota; Dipodascomycetes; Dipodascales; Trichomonascaceae. The coding region runs from base 1 to 1989 and encodes 662 amino acids. Gene Ontology annotation, molecular function: RNA polymerase II general transcription initiation factor activity; TFIIF-class transcription factor complex binding; DNA binding.
AUGUCCUCAUCGUCGAAUCCGCUGAUUAGCAGGGUCAAACGACGACCACCUCCUCCUAAUCCUCUUCGUCGUCCGAAUGCCAAUCCGCUUGUCAAACGUGAACCUCGGGACAGCGCCAAUGGAGUCAAACCGGCGGUUCAGGUCAAGCGUGAGAAAGAUGAUACCAAACCAAUUAUUGCAUCAGCAUCGUCAGGAUCUGGUGUGAAAUCGUCAUCAUCUUCUUCUUCGUCGACAUCGUCGUCAGCAACAGAGUCGUAUACCGACUUUACUUUACGUAGUUGCUCUGCUGAAGAAGUCAAGGUGGCUCGUCACCAUAUUAUUAAAUUCCAUUCACGAACUCCUGUUAAUCCAGCUACUGAUUUUACACCUCCUGUUCGGUUUCAUAGAAAGGACCCGCGAAAUCUACAGUUUCAACUGACUCUUAGUGAACUUGAACAGAGACAGAAAGAUAUCGAACAGAGCAAUGCUCAGCUUGAACAGAGUUUGAAAGACCAGGAAGCCAAAGCUAAAGAAGCAGCUGCUGCAUCGCUAGCAGCUGGUGUAGCUCCUGAACCGGCUCCAAAGGCAGAUAUGUCGGUAGUGGCUCCAGAUGGAGGUGCUCGUAGAAGUGCUAGACCGUUUGAAAAGAAGACUCGUCAGGUUAUUUUGGGAGAUGAACAGAGUCGAAAGUUGCGAUAUGAAGAGUAUUAUCCGUGGAUUAUGGAGGAUUUUGAUGGUAAAAACACCUGGGUCGGCAACUAUGAAGCAGCUCAGUCGGAUUCAUAUGUGUUGUUUGUGUUUGAUAAGGACGGGUUUAAGAUGGUUCCCGCUGAAAAGUGGUAUAAAAUGACUCCUCGUAACAAGUACACGACAUUGACGGUUGAAGAAGCCGAGCAACGAAUGGAGAAAAAGUCGAAUGUCCCCAGAUGGAUUAUGAAACAUAUUGCUGAAGAACAACAAACUCAGGCUCAAGAUAGAUCAUAUAAUGCACGAAGAAGAUUCCGGACUGUUGAUGGAGCAACUUCUGGGACAUCUCCGACUAGAGGACGAGACGAUGACCAUGACGAGAUCGAUUUCGACGAAGAGUUUGCUGACGACGAAGAGGCUCCUAUCAUGGAUGGUAAUGAAGAAGAUGUUAAAGAAGUAGAAGAGAAGAUCAAACGUGAACAACGGAAUGCCAAUACCAUUGGCGUAGCUCCUGAUGACGACAACGAAGAUUUGUUUAAUAACCCCGACGAGCCCAAGAUGGGUAAGGAGGGUCGAAAACUCAAGAAAUACCUCCGAUCGCUAGAAAAGAACGCUUAUUACGAGAGUGACGAUGAAGAAAACCCAUAUGCUUCAUCCUCUGAAGACACAGAUGACGACGAAAUAUCCAGUGCCACUACUCCUGCUGUCAAAGAAGAGCCAGAUGCCGCUUCAUCUGCUGCUAAUGGCAAUAUAAAUGGCGUCACUGUCAAGCGUGAAGACUCUGCCAACCCGUCUUCACGACCCAGUUCACAAUCACCUCCACCAAUCCCACUUCCCCGUAAGGUCACUGCCAAAAAGAAGUAUAAAAACCUGCCUCCAGGAAUGGUCGUCUUACAUCUGUCACCCAGUUCGCUUUCAAAUUUCCCACCCGAUCUGUGGAAUCCCAAUGCCAAACGCCGUCGCGAAGUGUCUCCUGACAGCAACAGUUCCGAAACCGGCGGCGAGAUCAAAAAGAUCAAACUUCGGUCGCCAUCACCUCCACAACCCUCUGCUGUUGCCACUUCUUCAUCAGUCCCAUCUGCCAGCGUCAGUCCAGCUGCCACAACCACAACCAGCGACCCCGGCAACUCAGACGACCUUCUGACUGCCGACGACGUUCGUUCGGUCAUCACCGCCAACCGAGUCAACGCCAAACAGCUCCUCGGCAUCCUCAAACCCAAAUUGCGCCGACACCCGCAAAACCACGAGCGUCUCAAACAGCUCCUUCGCGAGAUGGCCAAAAUCCACAAUGGCGUGCUCGUGCUCAAGGGCUCUUCCAACUAG